This is a messenger RNA of Musca domestica (house fly), 2047 nucleotides long. RefSeq names its product lariat debranching enzyme. Gene Ontology annotation, biological process: mRNA splicing, via spliceosome. Gene Ontology annotation, molecular function: RNA lariat debranching enzyme activity. Gene Ontology annotation, cellular component: nucleus. Lineage: Eukaryota; Metazoa; Arthropoda; Insecta; Diptera; Muscidae. Bases 131 to 1807 code for a protein of 558 amino acids. The transcript is spliced from 2 exons. The record is from RefSeq and is a predicted model, not a curated record.
GCCUUGGCAUUGCCAUGAUACUGUGUUAAAACAUACACACAUGUAAACAAAAUUUUCAAGUAAACAAAUCUUAUUUGUUUCUUUUUUUGCGGCACAUUGGUUUCUAAACGUCUAUACACUUCUGUUUAAAAUGAAGAUUGCCGUAGAAGGCUGCGCCCAUGGUGAACUCGAGAAAAUAUAUGAAACUAUUGCCGAAAUCGAGAAAAGAGAUGGUAUAAAAAUAGAUUUGCUGCUAUGCUGUGGCGAUUUUCAAGCUACCCGUAACAUGGAAGAUCUACAAACCAUGGCUGUUCCCACUAAAUUUCAACAUAUGUGCUCUUUUUACAAGUAUUACAGUGGGGAAUUACGCGCUCCUAUGCUAACAAUAUUCAUUGGUGGGAACCACGAAGCUUCAAAUUAUUUACAGGAAUUGCCAUAUGGAGGUUGGGUGGCUCCCAAUAUAUACUACUUAGGAUAUGCUGGAGUGGUACGAGUCAAUGAUAUUCGAAUUGGUGGUCUGUCCGGCAUAUACAAGGGUAAUGACUAUUUGCGGGGUCGCUUCGAAUUUUCUCCCUACACGGAAAACACAAAGCGAAGUGUUUAUCAUGUUAGACAAUUAGAAGUAUAUCGUUUAAAACAACUAUCGGGAAGAAUUGAUAUUUUCAUGUCACAUGACUGGCCGAAGGGUAUAUACAAUUAUGGCAAUAAGGAACAGUUGGCGCGUUUUAAACCAUUCCUGCGCGAAGAAAUGGAUAGGGAUCAACUAGGCAGCAGACCAUGCCAAGACCUGUUAAACAUACUUAGACCUUCGUAUUGGUUUUCUGCCCAUUUACAUUGUAAAUUUGCCGCCUUGGUGCAGCACAGUGAAGCAUCUAUGGAACAAAAUGUUGAAAAGCAAAGCACAAUGUCAUAUCCAGAAGAAGAUAAACCUACAUCUAAAAUAACAAAAUUUCUUGCGUUAGAUAAAUGUCUGCCGAAGAGGAGAUUUCUGCAGGUUCUUGACAUUGAAUCGGAAAAUCACACAGAUGAUGAGGGUCAACUACGACUAGAAUAUGACCUGGAGUGGCUAACGAUACUACACCUGACAAACCAUUUGGUAAAUGUUAAGGAAAAUUAUUACUAUUUGCCAAAUGAAAAAAGUGCAAAUGGUGAACGUUUUCAGUUUACUCCAACUAUGGAUGAAAUGAACUUCGUUAGACAACGAUUUGAGAAUGAUUUGAAAAUCCCAGAAAACUUCUGUCGUACUGUAGAAGCAUUCGACCCGUCCAUGCAUUUGAGCAAAGGAUACCAUUAUGUGCAGCCGAAAUCUCAAAUAAAUCCCCAGUCACAACAAUUUUGUGAAACUUUGGGUAUUGAUGAUCCCCUUAGCUUAGCAAUGCUGAUUGGUGGUCAUGAGUUAAGUCAUUCUAGCACACUAGAUAAUACUGAGGAUUCCGCACUUAAUGAAUCCAUUCCUGACGAGCAUAAUUCUAGCCUUAAUACGUCUUCUAAUUCCUUAGGAAUCGCGUCAGCAAAGAGUCCAUUAAAACGUAAAAGCAACAGUGGAUUAUCACUACCAAAACCAAAAUUAUCAGGCAAUAACUCUAUUGAAAAUAAGGAAGAGUUAAAAAUAGAUGACGAGAUUGAAGUUGAGAGCGAGACGCAUAUAAAUAUUGAGGGUGAAGUGGUCAAUGAUGAUCACAUGAACGCACAAUCGCCUAAGGAAACGACAGAAAAUGUUUCUACUGAGACUAUAACAAUAGUCAAUUCAACUAAACCUCCUAUAAAGAAAUUUAAAAGACGCAAUCAAGACAUUUAUGUGGACAAGAAUGAGGAAGAGGAAUUAUGAAAUAAAUAUGUUUAAAUAUAUGUAUUUAAUGAAGGUCCAUAAAUUAUUUUUGUAAAUAAAAAGUGACGACAUAAACAAAAUCAACUAAUUAUAAAGGCAGGACAUAAUUAAGACUAUGUUAUAAUGAAAACAAAGUUAGAUAGAUUUGAGAGAAAACAGGCCUGGCAGUUUGUAAUCUAAAUUUUUUCAGUAAAUAAAAAUACGAAAACUUUUCUAUUUAAAUCAGGUUCUAUAGGCAAA